AUGUCAUCCACUGCACGUGUCGGUCCCUCUGUGCUUCGUCAGGCGAGGCCGGCCAGAGAAGGAGCGCGAGUGGCGUCCAUAGAGACAGGACUGGCGGCUGCUGCAGCCAAACUCACACACCAGAAGGAGCAGCAGAAGACCAAGAAAAAGCAGAAGAGCACAAAAAAGAAGCCCCCUGCUGUUUUGAGAGAGGAGGAGGAAGAGGAGGAGCCAGUGAGGAAGUUGAGUAGGGACAGCAGUUCUCCAGAACCAGACGCGGGCCGGGACUCCGAGCCUGGUCAGACCGACCAUGAAUACUCCUCUGGGGCAGGAGGGAAGCAGGCUGGGGGGCCCCAACCCAUGGCCCCUGGAGUCUUCCUUACACAGAGACGACCCUCCACAUUUUCAUCAUCUCACAACAAUAACAACAACAACACAGCCAAGGGGGAGCGAGGAGCCGCAGGAGGAGCAGGUGGAGCAGGAAAGGGUGACGCAAAGGGCGAAGCGAAGCGGCUAAAGAAAGGCAUGGCAACGGCCAAACAGAGACUAGGAAAGAUCCUCAAGAUCCACCGCAACGGGAAGCUCCUCCUGUAACAGGAAGUGACUCGCUACGGAGCAUUGCCAUUGGCUCCUGCAGUACUCUUAGCAUAUGAACUGGCUCCAUCUCCUUUCCUUUGAUUGGUGCUGGGCUAACAGACAGACUGAAACAGUCAACAUUGGUUUUGCCUAUACUUAAAAGUGUACAGAAUAAUUGCUAGAAAUAUUUUUUUAAGAAAAAUGUGUCAUUUUACUACAGUCAGUUUAUCAGGGGGUCGCUAUGCUAUGCGUUAAACUAGGGCUGCAGCCUAUUCCCUCUAUAGUGCCCUGGUCAAAAGUAGUGCGCUACAAAGGGAAUAGGCUGCCGUUUGGGACGCGACCAAGAAGUUCAUCCAGGACCCUGAAAGUAUCCCUUCCGUGUAUUCAGUUGGAUGGGUUAAAGAUAGUUUAUAGAGAAUUCAUUCCUACCAUUUCGAUGGGGUUUAUCAUUAACCUUGCAAUAUUUGUUUUAGAAUUUAAGAAAUAAUUGUUGCUUUCUAUCCUCCCCAGACCAGACUUAGCCUGAAAUACGGUCUGUUUGUGCUAACAUUCCACCCCCAGACAUGUUAGGCGACGAGGAGUGGAAUGUUAGCACAGACUGGGUUUCUCCACGCUAAACCCAGACCUUCACUAGAUACACUCACCUCCACGCUAAACCCAGACCUUCACUAGAUACACUCACCUCCACGCUAAACCCAGACCUUCACUAGAUACACUCACCUCCACGCUAAACCCAGACCUUCACUAGAUACACUCACCUCCACGCUAAACCCAGACCUUCACUAGAUACACUCACCUCCACGCUAAACCCAGACCUUCACUAGAUACACUCACCUCCACGCUAAACCCAGACCUUCACUAGAUACACUCACCUCCACGCUAAACCCAGACCUUCACUAGAUACACUCACCUCCACGCUAAAGCCAGACCUUCACUAGAUACACUCACCUCCACGCUAAACCCAGACCUUCACUAGAUACACUCACCUCCACGCUAAACCCAGACCUUCACUAGAUACACUCACCUCCACGCUAAACCCAGACCUUCACUAGAUACACUCACCUCCACGCUAAACCCAGACCUUCACUAGAUACACUCACCUCCACGCUAAACCCAGACCUUCACUAGAUACACUCACCUCCACGCUAAACCCAGACCUUCACUAGAUACACUCACCUCCACGCUAAACCCAGACCUUCACUAGAUACACUCACCUCCACGCUAAACCCAGACCUUCACUAGAUACACUCACCUCCACGCUAAACCCAGACCUUCACUAGAUACACUCACCUCCACGCUAAACCCAGACCUUCACUAGAUACACUCACCUCCACGCUAAACCCAGACCUUCACUAGAUACACUCACCUCCACGCUAAACCCAGACCUUCACUAGAUACACUCACCUCCACGCUAAACCCAGACCUUCACUAGAUACACUCACCUCCACGCUAAACCCAGACCUUCACUAGAUACACUCACCUCCACGCUAUUCCUUUGUUUGCUAAGCACUAUCAGUUACGAUAUAUUUAUUGUCCUAAUAUACUGUUUCAUGUCAUAGACGUGGAAAGGAAAGCCAACAAGGCACUUAAUAAAACAACUUGCGAAGGGAAUUUCAGAUGUCAGAUAUGUCAAUAUGAUGAUGGUUCCAGUGUUCAACCUGAUUUCUCUGGUCGUUCUCUGAACGGUUAAAGAAACACAAUAAGGAAUGGUGUCCAUCUUUGAACUAAUAUUUUCACACCCAAACAAACAUCUCAACGUUAUUUCACAAUGUGCCAUUACUUCCGUUUCAAGACUUUCUUAAGACAGAUAUUGUGAUUAUAGACCGUAUGAAUUAGCUACUUUAAAGACUGUAAAACAAAUAACCAAAUGUGUAAUAUAUUGUUCUAAAUUAGUACAAACAGUAUAUUACCACAGCUGACAGUCACAGUAAAUGAUCCUUAAAGGGA
Molecule: messenger RNA, 2502 nt
Organism: Oncorhynchus tshawytscha (Chinook salmon)
Lineage: Eukaryota; Metazoa; Chordata; Actinopteri; Salmoniformes; Salmonidae
Product: lysine-specific demethylase phf2-like
Exons: 4
Coding region: 1-573 (190 amino acids)
Source: RefSeq, a predicted model, not a curated record